AUGCAAACCCAGUGGACUCUUCAACUUGGCCUACUGCUGAUUGGCCUUGUCACCGGUCAGACCUGCCCUGAGAUUCCGGAUACUGGCGUUACCAUUGGCGAUCCUGUCCCUAUCAAGCCCGAGAAUAUCCCCAAAGGAUGCUCGGACUAUGAGAUCCUCGUUGCUCGUGGCACUAGCGAGCCGGAUUACGUAGCAGGCGGUGGCAAGUUUGGCAUCAUUGUUGGCGACCCUGUCGUUAGCAAUGUGACCGCCAAGUUGCCAGGUGCCCGAGGGUAUCCAGUUCAGUAUCCUGCAAGCUCAGCAGUCAUCACUGGUACUCGCCAGGGAUCACAGGACGUCGUCAACCGGCUCAAAGCCCAGGCGGCCGCUUGCCCAAGCCAGACCUUUGCCCUAGUCGGGUAUUCUCAAGGCGCGGGGGUAAUGCACGCAGCUGCAGACGAGAUCCCUAAGGCGCUCUACCCUCGCAUCAAGUCUCUUGUCAUGUUUGGCGAUGGUUAUAAGCGAUUAGGAAGCACACUCAGUCGUUUCCCUUCUGGGCUCAAUGAAAAGGCUCGACAAGUGUGCGCUACUGGCGAUCCGGUCUGCAAUACAAGUGGCGAAUGCACAUACUAUCACUUGACUUAUAUCCGCCCAGAGUACAUCGAUCCAGCGGUUGACUUCAUUGUCAAUGCUUUCAAGAACUGA
Molecule: messenger RNA, 684 nt
Organism: Neoarthrinium moseri
Lineage: Eukaryota; Fungi; Ascomycota; Sordariomycetes; Amphisphaeriales; Apiosporaceae
Exons: 4
Coding region: 1-684 (227 amino acids)
Molecular function (GO): hydrolase activity
Source: RefSeq, a predicted model, not a curated record